Molecule: messenger RNA, 2274 nt
Organism: Daldinia decipiens
Lineage: Eukaryota; Fungi; Ascomycota; Sordariomycetes; Xylariales; Hypoxylaceae
Exons: 2
Coding region: 1-2274 (757 amino acids)
Cellular component (GO): cytoplasm
Molecular function (GO): protein binding
Source: RefSeq, a predicted model, not a curated record
AUGACGGCUGUCGCAAGCCCGCCAACUUUCGCUCAACAUAAUCGGCCGGCAUGGAGUAUUAACGGCGGACACGCCGGUCAGAUCAAUUCCAUGAAUCCCGAUGAGCUGAACCGGAUGUUACUGCCUCGAAAGAACUUGCAGCGAAACAACUCUUCCUCUUCCAUUUCUUCGACUUCAUCCGUAUCAUCCACCUCAACUAUCGCUACUACCGGCUCCCAAACGAAUGGCAACUCUGUACCAACUUCGGGAGACAUGGGCGCGUGGAAUAAUGGUACCGGAACACGAAAGCGACCCCAACCGAAAGCCCCGUGGCCGACUCCGAAACCAGAUGCUCAGUCGGAUUUUGUAAGAAUGUCUGCAGGACGCCCGCAGUUGGUUGGUGGCAUAAAUGGAUCUGCGCCGAUGCAUUCAGCUUCACCAGUAUUACCUUCCCAAGGCAUGAUUGGAGCGCAGCAAGGAAUGUCCCGUCCCAUGGCUGAUUCCUUAACCGGCGGGAACCAGCCUGUAUUAUAUCUCUUAUCUCUCAACGGAACGUUUGAGCGCAAAACGAUAUCUGUCCCGUUUUCUCCUGAGACCCUUAGGAUUGGUCGUCAGACGAACGCAAAGACAGUUCCCACACCAGUUAAUGGUUUCUUCGACUCGAAAGUCCUUUCCCGCCAACAUGCAGAGAUCUGGGCGGACCGCCAGGGAAAGAUCUGGAUUCGCGAUGUUAAGUCUUCGAACGGUACUUUUGUCAAUGGUACACGAUUGUCACAAGAGAACCGCGAGUCCGAGCCACAUGAAUUGCAAACCAACGAUCAUUUAGAACUGGGUAUUGAUAUCGUUAGUGAGGAUCAGAAGACCAUUGUGCAUCAUAAAGUGGCGGCGAAGGUUGAGCAUGCAGGUUUCUUGAACCCUUCGAGUAAUCUUCUCGAUAUGAAUUUCGGCGAUCUCGAUCCUGCGAAUGGCUCGAUGAUGAUGAUGGGUCCGCAAGGUGGUCUGCCUGCUCGGCCUAGAACGGGAAGUCAAGCUUCCAUGGCGAGUAACGGACGGAUUGCGGGCGGUAGUAUGAUGGGGUCCCAAGGAAACGUCAUGGGUCAUCAACGAGGUCUGUUCUUUUCGCCUAUUAGCACCGAGCAGAUUGUAAAGCGGCUUCAGCAUGAGAUGCGGAAUCAGCGUCUUCAAUCACAAGAUCUGGGUCGAACAAAUCAGUUUGUCCAAGGACUUCUGACGAAAGAUGAUAUUAAGGAUAUCGAGAAACCCGAAGUAGCUGAGCAGCCACGGUCACAAAUAAUCAAUGGAAAUGGGAUAUCAUUCAGAUCCGAUAAUAAAACACGAUUCUCUGAUCCUCCAGCCCCACCACCACAACAACCUUUGCCCGAGAAACCAGAUGUUCCGUCUCUAAAGCGAGGUAUCACCGAGCGGCCUAAACAGCCUAGCCAGAACAUGUCACCGAUCCGACAGGACGGAAUGAGCCAGAUCCUACACUUGACAGAAUUAUUGAGUAACGCGAAGCGGGAAAUAGAAAAUCAAAGUUCACGUAUGCGAGAACUUGAGGAAACCUUGCAGAAAGAGCGACUAGCUCGAGAGCUUGCCGAGGAGUUGGCCAGAAGAUUAGAAGAGAACUCUAACAUACAGACAAAUGGUGUUCCCGUGAAGUCGGAAGCUCAGGGGACCGCAUUAGAAGAAGCUUUCGAACCACCCAUAGAUGAAGUAUCGCCUGCUACCGAUAAUAUUCUCAACGCCACUAACAAAACAGCUCCGCAAGCUGAAGCCAUCGAAGCUUCCGCCACGCAGUUACAUACUCAGAUUGAGUCAAUGGUAUUAGAAAUCAGGGAUCUACGACAGCAGCUCGAUGCUUUCAAGCAGCGAGCGGAGACAGCUGAAGCUGAAAGAGAUGCAGGCCGCAAGAGUCUAGCAGAAAUGGCUUUGCAGAUUCGAAGAGAUGCUGAAGCUAAAGAAGCUGCUGCACGGGAGAAAGCUCUAUCGGAUUCCCGUGCCAUCAAGAAAUUUAGCAAUGCCAUUGUGACUUCUGAGGACUUGUCCACUGUGGCUAGAACAUCACCUCCAGACUCAAGCCAGGGUCAGUCAGAUUCUAGCGAAACCAUUGACCAACCCACGCUCUCAAGGGCCAAUACCAUUACGCCACAUUCCACGAUGUCGGGGCUUUUACCACGCGAUCAGGCAUUGGCAAACAGCAUACCUUACGCAUCUAUGAUAGGAGUUGUCCUUAUCGGUAUGGGCUUAAUGGUUUAUAUAAACGGGUGGCAACCGCAGCCAAGACUCGAGCGAUGA